Alternaria rosae is the source of this 1669-nucleotide messenger RNA. Its product is annotated as Alpha/Beta hydrolase protein. The coding region runs from base 236 to 1567 and encodes 443 amino acids. The transcript has 2 exons. The record is from RefSeq and is a predicted model, not a curated record. Lineage: Eukaryota; Fungi; Ascomycota; Dothideomycetes; Pleosporales; Pleosporaceae.
ACAACGUCAAUUCGGAUGAAUAAACCGUUCGGCAGCGCUAUGGAAACUUCGAUCGACGAGUUCGCACGCUUUGGAUUUGUUGGUAGCUCCAGUAUUGGAAGGGUCGUAAUGUAAGGGUGCAGCAGCCAAGCGUGUGCCUUCGGUACUAUAUAACGGGGCAGCCACACUCAGUCACGUAUGUACCACCAGUACUCAGGUCGAGUCUCACUUCAACUCGUCAUCCUUCAGCACAAACAUGGCUCCAGUCACAGCAUUGCUGCCCCUCGCCCUGGCUGGCAUUGCUGCCGCCAGGCAAUGCUCAAACUUCAUGAUCCAGACUCCCAUCACCUCACGACAGGGACAGUUCAAGGAAGUACCAAUUGAAGGCAACCUCGACGUCGGCGCAUUCGUAGCUAGCUUCAACCAGUUCGGUAAGAACUACAGCGCGGAGCUUCUUGAGGGCUACCAGACCCUGCAAGGUACCUACAACAUCUCUGCGCAGUACUGUAAGCCAGCCAGCGGUAGCGGAAACACGAUCCAGCUCUUGAGCCACGGCAUUGGCUUUGACAAGACCUACUGGGAUCUUGAAUACGACAACUACAACUACAGCUACGUCGACGUCGCGUUGGCUGCUGGUUACAGUACGCUCGCGAUUGACCGACUUGGUAUCGGUAACUCGUCUCACGGAGACCCUUUCAACGAGAUUCAAGCACAAGCCGAAGUUGAGGCCCUCAACUCUAUCACUACACAGCUGCGUGACGGCAAGAUCCCAGAGAUUAGCUGCGCAUACGAGAAGGUCAUCCACGUUGGCCACUCUUUCGGCAGCGUCCAGUCCUACUGGCUUUCCGCCAAAUACCCCGAGAACACCGACGGUGUCAUCCUCACCGGAUUCUCCGUCGCCGGACAAUUCCUUGCCUACAUCACUGCCGGAUGGAACCUACACAGCGCUCGUCUCAACCAGCCCCUGCGCUUUGGAAAUGCAUCCAACGAUGUCAUCGAAACUAUCGCCAGCAAGUAUGACCUGAGCGACAACAUCGUCGGCAGUCUUCAGAAGAUCCUUGCGGCCGCUGGUGUGGACCUGACCACCGACGAGGUAUGGAACGAGCUUGCGACCACCGAGGUCCUCGACUUGAUCAACGGAUACAACAAGACCGUCACCCAAUACGACUACCCGGCUGGAUAUUUGGCACACUCCGACCUCACUGCCUUACAGUACGCUUUCCUCCAGCCCGGCAACUACGACGUCGGCCUCGCUCUUGUAGCUGAGAAGACCAAGCAGCCCGUCACUACCGGCGAGCUCUUAACCAUCGGCGGCUCACCUAGCUCAUCUCCCUUCACAGGCCCAGUCCUCGUCAUCACCGGCGAGAACGAUGUUCCCUUCUGUGGAGGUAACUGCUACGGCCAGGUCAUGGGUUCCAACGCCUCCAACAUCCCCGAGGCCGUUGCCAUGGCCUACCCCAACGCCUCUGCUUUCGAGUCAUACAUCCAGCCUAACACUGGUCAUGGCUUAAACUUCCACUACAACGCCACAGCUGGGUACCAGGUCAUGCAAGACUUCUUGGCCAGCAAUGGCCUUGCUGCGCAGUAAGCGUUGUACUGUGUUUUCUGUCGCGUCAUUUCUUCAGUUGAGGUUGGGCGCCGAACGGGCAUCUCGCAAGUUUGAUCCAUACUUUGACUUAGCGCGUUGGAG